Messenger RNA from Diabrotica balteata, 2223 nucleotides. The record is from the annotation of a GenBank genome assembly. Lineage: Eukaryota; Metazoa; Arthropoda; Insecta; Coleoptera; Chrysomelidae.
GUUGUCAAAGUCAAAUAUUUUGACAAAUGUGUGAAAUAAUUAAAAUUUGUUUAUAAUUCUUAAAUGAUUAUUUAUAUUGCUUGUAAGUGUAUACAAUGGCGUUAUAUCCGAACGCCAUACGCCAAACAUUACGGGAAUGGGCACCUCUAACUGAAUUGUUUGCUAAAUUACCAACAAAACACCAAAAUGGCAUAUUUUACCAAGAAAUUAAACUAACUUGUAUUGAUGUUUUACCCGAAUUUAUAGCUCUUGGAACAAAUUCGGGAAUUGUUUACUGGUUCGAUAGAAAUAAAAAAGAUAUGCAGAGACUGAGAUGUGAAAACAACAUUUCCAUAACUGCCUUAAAAAUUAUCUCCACAGUAGAUUACAUGGUAGCUUGUGGUAAUGCAGCAGGCAACAUCAACAUCUUCCAGAUUCCCAAGUCAUACCCUGAUAAUUUACCAGACAGUUUGAAACCCAAAAACAAACAAGUAGAAAGGUAUACUGUAGCUGGCUUGCAUAAGGCUUCAAUAAGUGCAAUCGAUUGGUCAAAGAAUGGAAUGAAAUUAUUUUCAGGUGAUAAAAACGGCGGCGUAGUACUCACGGAGAUAGAUUUUUAUAUGCACAUAUGUAAAUCGGUAGAAAUAUUAAAUGAAGCGUACGAAGUAGUUCAGUUAAGUUACAAUCAACAGCGACUACUUGUAUCAACCACUUACAGAAGCAUCAUAUGCCAAAAAUUAGACAAAUGGAAGGUGGCUCAGGUGGGAACAAAAGAUCGGAAAGUGCUUGGCAAUUUUGGAGGUAUUAUAUAUCAACAUAGUGAAAAACCGUCUGACACAUGCUUAUAUUGUACUAGGCCCGGAUUAAGAAUGUGGAUAUCAGAUGUUGAUGGAAACGUUCAAAAAACAUUAUUAUUUAAGGAACUACUUACAAAAGAAUGCCCAGAAGUGCCGCUCAUAAACCCAAUAUCAGUGAACCUAAAACGAUUAAAGCCUCAGAAGGAAUCUGCUUUUGGAAUACUACUACCAUUCAAUGAAAAACUUUUAGUUACUUAUAACAACGACAUUGUAUACAUAUUAGAUCCCAAGGAAAUGACCAUCAUAGCUACAGUUAGUCAUCUAAGGGGCGUUCUACAUGUUGCCACGCACAGAGAUGAAAUUUUCAUUUUAGAAGAAGAUAGGAGCUUAGUUAGGAUAUCAUUUAGGCCGGAAACAAUGGGAAGUGUAGCCUCCACCACAACGGACUCAUUUUUACCUCUAAAUUCAUUAAAAGACCUCACAUCGAAAUUACAGUCUACCAACAUCAUCCCAGCUAUACCUCCAAUCGUAGAAAACGUCUUUAACCAUGAUAUGAACGUACACACCGACGAAACUAUAAUAAUGAAUGCCGAAGAAGCCCUAGAAUCUCCCUCAAGAACUAGCAACAUCACUCAUGAUGUACAAAAGAAAUUUGAAGAAAUAGGAAAAAAGGAGUUCGAACAUAAUAUUUUAUUUAAGAAGAGUAGAUAUAAGAAAAAGCGAAAAUCUUUGGAUACCAGUACGAAUAGUUUAAGCUCCAAUAGUUCCGAAGAAAGAGAAUCAAAUAUUAUUAAGCCGACCAUAAUGAAUCUUAGUUCUGUGGGUGUGCUACCUGAUUUACGUAGUCCAGAGUCUAUUAAAUCCGACAUAGAGUAUAAAGAGAGAUUAUUAGCAGACAUUUUAAGUUUAGACAAAGUUAAAAUAUCGAAUAUAGAAGAUAAUUUAGAAUCGAAUAAUUCUGAAAGCGAAUGUGAUGAUAAAGUGAUUAGUUACGAAAAAGAAGAAGAAAAUAUUCCAAAAUUUGAUUGUGAUAAACUUAAAUUAUUUGAAAAUAUAGAACCUUUAAGAGUUAACUACAAUCCACCGUUGUCAACACUGCUACCUAAAACGUCAACACACAAUAUCAUAGAUAAAAAAAUCGAUCAUAUCAAACAAGACGCUUCCAAUAUGUCAACGCACAAAUCUGCAACGUCUCCGAAGAUUCCAGAUGCCCCAGCUUGUAUGAACAUCCCAAAUACGUGGGGCCUGAGCAACAUACAUUUGAGAGAACGAGCCAUUAGUGUUAAAUCGGAUGAUUCACUAAGUGAUUGGGAAUUUGUCUAAGAUUAAAAUAUUUGAUAUAUUAUUGUGAUUUUUCAACGUAUUUGUAUUUAAAUAAUUAUUAUAUUUUUAUUUGCAUUGUUAAAAUAUUUUCUUUACAUUUAUUUUAAAAUAAAUAAAGUUUUAU